AUGGCGAUAAAUUGCGCCUGGGAGACGUCGUACGUCGGCACCGUCGGCCGCUGGAUCCGGCAGACGUGCAAGCCCGACGCCCCGCCGCCCAAGAUCAUCUGCAUCAUAUGCAAGGAUGAGAUCGAGCCCGGCUGGGGCGUCGGGACGCUGUACUCUCGUCCGACGGAGCAUCCCGGUAGCUUGCUGCCGUGCAUGCACAUCGUCGGCACCAAGUGCUGGGCCAAAUUGAUCAGGGAGCAAGGUAAUUUGAACUGCCCGGUUUGCGGGGAGAUUAUUCACCUUGAGGAGGGUCCCAGCGGAGUUGCUGUCAGCUUGUGGUCUUGGAUUGCGGCCGAUUUCCGCUGGCACAGCAAGGUCAAGGCAUAG
This is a messenger RNA of Pyricularia grisea, 366 nucleotides long. RefSeq lists its product as uncharacterized. The transcript has a single exon. The record is from RefSeq and is a predicted model, not a curated record. NCBI's taxonomy places the organism in Eukaryota, Fungi, Ascomycota, Sordariomycetes, Magnaporthales, Pyriculariaceae. Gene Ontology annotation, molecular function: metal ion binding. The coding region runs from base 1 to 366 and encodes 121 amino acids.